GCCAUGCAGGAUGCCCAGGGCUCCUGUCCCAGCAGCCUCAGGGAUGCUGCAGGUGGACGGAGGCCAGGCCUGCACCGGGGAGAGAUCGAAUUCGGAGGGUCUGGGAAGAAGCGAGGCAAGUUUGUGAAGGUGCCGAGCGAUGUGGCCCCCUCCGUGCUAUUCGACCUGCUGCUGACAGAGUGGCACCUGCCAGCCCCCAACCUAGUGGUGUCCCUGGUGGGAGAGGAGCGGCCUUUGGCCAUGAAGUCCUGGCUGCGGGAUGUGCUACGCAAGGGGCUGGUGAAGGCAGCUCAAAGCACAGGUGCCUGGAUCCUAACUAGCGCCCUCCGCGUGGGCCUGGCCUGGCAUGUUGGGCAGGCUGUGCGUGACCACUCGCUGGCCAGCACAUCAACCAGGGCCCGCGUGGUUGCCAUUGGCAUUGCCUCUCUUGGCCGCGUUCUGCACCGCCGGCUCCUGGAGGAUGCCCCGGAGGACGCCCCCGUCCAGUACCCUGCGGAGGACGGUGGCAGCCAGGGCCCGCUCUGUCCCCUGGAUAGCAACCUUUCCCACUUUGUGCUGGUGGAGCCCAGCCCUCCCGGGGUGGGGGACGGGCUAAUGGGGCUGCGGCUGCGGCUGGAGGAGCACAUCUCGGAGCAGAGAACAAGCUACGGGGGCACCAGCAGCAUUGAGAUCCCUGUCCUGUGCCUACUGGUCAAUGGUGACCCCAGCACCCUGGAGAGGAUUUCCCAGGCUGUGGAGCAGGCUGCCCCAUGGCUGAUCCUGGCAGGCUCAGGGGGUGUUGCUGAUGUGCUCGCUGCCCUAGUGAGCCAGCCCCACCCACUGGUGCCCCAGGUGGCCGAAAAGCAGUUUAAAGAGAAAUUCCCUAGUGAGCAUUUCUCCUGGGAGGACGUCAUGCACUGGACCCAGCUGCUGCAGAACAUUGCUGCACACCCACAUCUGCUCACUGUGUAUGACUUCGAGCAGGAGGGCUCCGAGGAGCUGGACACUGUCAUCCUUAAGGCACUGGUGAAAGCCUGUAAGAGCCACAGCCAAGAGGCUCAGGACUACCUGGAUGAGCUCAAGCUGGCCGUGGCCUGGGACCGCGUGGACGUCGCCAAGAGCGAGAUCUUCAAUGGGGACGUGGAAUGGAAGUCCUGUGACCUGGAGGAGGUGAUGAUGGAUGCCCUGGUCAGCAACAAGCCUGAGUUUGUGCGUCUCUUCGUGGACAAUGGGGCCAACAUGGCCGACUUCCUGACCUAUGGGCGGCUGCAGCAGCUCUACCGCUCUGUGUCCCCCAAGAGCCUGCUCUUCGACCUGCUGCAGCGCAAGCACGAGGAGGGUCGCCGGACGCUGGCUGGGCUGGGCACGCAGCCAGUCCGGGAGCCUCCCGCCGGGCCACCCGCCUUCUCCCUACACGAGGUCUCCCGUGUGCUCAAGGACUUCUUGCGGGAUGCCUGCCGUGGCCUCUACCAGGACGGCGGGCAAGGGGGCCAGAGCAAGGUGGAGAAGGGGCCAGCUAAACGGCCCACAGGCCAGAAGUGGCUGCUGGACCUCAACCAGAAGAGUGAGAACCCCUGGAGGGACCUGUUCCUGUGGGCAGUGCUCCAGAACCACCACAAGAUGGCCACCUACUUCUGGGCCAUGGGCAAGGAGGGUGUGGCGGCUGCUCUGGCUGCUUGCAAAAUCCUCAAGGAGAUGUCUCACCUGGAGCCGGAGGCUGCAGUGGCCCAGGCCAUGCGUGAAGCCAAGUACGAGCAGCUGGCCCUCGACCUCUUCUCUGAGUGCUACAGCAACAAUGAGGACCGUGCCUUCGCCCUGCUGGUGCGCCGGAACCGCUGCUGGAGCAGGACCACCUGUCUGCACCUGGCCACUGAGGCUGACACCAAGGCCUUCUUUGCCCACGAUGGUGUGCAGGCCUUCCUGACCAAGAUCUGGUGGGGUGACAUGGCCAGGGGCACACCCAUCCUGCGGCUGCUGGGUGCCUUCUUUUGCCCCCCCCUCAUCUACACCAACCUCAUCACCUUCAGUGAGGAGGCCCCUCUGAGGACCGGCCCAGAGGACCUGGAGGAGCUGGACAGCCUGGGCACGGAGAGGAGCCUACUAUGUGGCCCAGGCAGCCGGGUGGAUGAGAUGGUGGAGGCACCAAAGGCUCAGGGUGACCGAGGCCUGCACACGGCCUUCCUACUCACACGCUGGCAGAAGUUUUGGGGUGCUCCUGUGACAGUGUUUCUGGGGAACGUGGUCAUGUACUUUGCCUUCCUCUUCCUGUUCACCUAUGUCCUGCUGGUGGACUUCAGGCCACCGCCCCAGGGGCCAUCAGGGCCUGAGGUCAUACUCUACUUCUGGGUCUUCACACUCGUGCUGGAGGAGAUUCGGCAGGGCUUCUUCACGGACGAGGACACACACCUGCUGAAGAAGUUCACAUUGUACAUGGAGGACAACUGGAAUAAGUGUGACAUGGUGGCCAUCUUCCUGUUCAUCAUUGGUGUCACCUGCAGGAUGCUGCCCUCGGUGUUUGAGGCUGGCCGCUCAGUCCUGGCCAUAGACUUCAUGGUGUUCACACUCCGGCUUAUCCACAUCUUCGCCAUACACAAGCAGCUGGGCCCCAAGAUCAUUAUCGUGGAGCGCAUGAUGAAGGACGUCUUCUUCUUCCUCUUCUUCCUGAGUGUAUGGCUGGUGGCCUAUGGCGUGACCACCCAGGCGCUGCUGCACCCCCACGACAGCCGCCUCGAGUGGGUCUUCCGCCGUGUGCUCUACCGGCCCUACCUGCAGAUCUUCGGGCAGAUACCACUGGAUGAGAUUGACGAGGCCCGUGUGAACUGCUCCACACACCCCCUGUUGCUGGAGCACUCGCCCUCCUGCCCCAACCUCUACGCCAACUGGCUGGUCAUCCUCCUGCUGGUCACCUUCCUGCUGGUCACCAACGUGCUGCUCAUGAACCUGCUCAUUGCCAUGUUCAGCUACACAUUCCAGGUGGUGCAGGGCAAUGCGGACAUGUUCUGGAAGUUCCAGCGCUACCACCUGAUUGUGGAGUAUCAUGAGCGGCCUGCGCUGGCCCCGCCCUUCAUCUUGCUCAGCCACCUGAGCUUGCUGCUUCGUGGGGCCCUCAGGAAGGCGCGGCACAAGCGGGAGCACCUGGAGCGAGACCUGCCAGACCCCCUGGACCAGAGGAUUGUCACCUGGGAGAUGGUUCAGAAGGAAAAUUUCCUGAGCAAGGUGGAGAAGAGGCGGCGGGACAGCGAGGGGGAGGUGCUGCGGAAAACAGCACACAGAGUGGACUUUGUUGCCAAGUAUCUCGGGGGGCUGAGAGAGCAAGAAAAGCGGAUCAAGAGUCUGGAAUUGCAGAUCAACUAUUGCACAGUGCUCCUGUCCUCCGUGGCUGAUACACUGGCCCAGGGCGGCGUCCCUUGGAGCUCACAGAACUGUGCUGGUGGGAGCCAGCAGGGAACUGCUGACCACAGAGGAGGCCCUGGUGGCAGGGAGCACUCCCAGGCUGGCUGGCUGCCUUCAGAUUCCUAA
Molecule: messenger RNA, 3498 nt
Organism: Otolemur garnettii (small-eared galago)
Lineage: Eukaryota; Metazoa; Chordata; Mammalia; Primates; Galagidae
Gene: TRPM5
Product: transient receptor potential cation channel subfamily M member 5
Exons: 24
Coding region: 4-3498 (1164 amino acids)
Biological process (GO): calcium ion transmembrane transport
Cellular component (GO): membrane
Molecular function (GO): calcium-activated cation channel activity; ligand-gated calcium channel activity
Source: RefSeq, a predicted model, not a curated record